Molecule: messenger RNA, 2790 nt
Organism: Linum trigynum
Lineage: Eukaryota; Viridiplantae; Streptophyta; Magnoliopsida; Malpighiales; Linaceae
Source: the annotation of a GenBank genome assembly
CCGGCGAGCCUCCCAUAGAUGGACACAGAAUUAGCCUUGUCGAUCUGACCUCUCGUUGCCACCGGCCAUCCAAUCCAAUGGCAUAUAAUUAAUUAAAGCAAACUCGUUAUAUAAUAUGCAUCUCCUAUGCUAUCAAUAAUGCAUAUCUGCUUCACAAGUCACAACCCUAUUACAGCGAAACAAACAUAUUAUACAAAGACAAGAGAAGAAAUCUGCUUCAUCUUCAUAGGGAGAUGAGAAUACUGUUUUUGGUAGCGGCAGCUACAGUUAUACAAACAGUACUGAUUCCUCCAUCUUCAUGUGCAGCUGAUGAGUGGGACGAGCACUGGUGCGGCCAAUAUCAAGACGGGACAUGGGCCACAUGCAGCCGGCCGGGACACUGUUGUGGUCUCAACUAUUACUGCGGUGACGGUUACAAGUACUGUUCCCCUGAUUAUUGCCGGUUCCAAUGUACUACGGUUCCUCCUCCGCCAGCUGGUGGUGGUUAUGAUCAGAGCAAUAAUUAUGAAGCCGGAGGAGCGGGAGGAGGAGUACUCAUCACACGUCUUGUUAACGCUACGCACAAUAACCACUACUUCAAUUUUAACAUUGGUGGUGGUGGUGGUGAUGAGCUCGGUAAAGUGGCAGCCGACAAUGCUUCUUCUUCCUCCUCCUCGCCGCCGUCGUCGUCGUUAUCAUGUGCAAGGUCUCUCUCCCGCCUGCCGUUAGCUUCUCGUUACAAGUAUCCGUUCGCUGCUCUGCGUGCCCCUCAACCUCAAAACAACAUCACUGCUACUCGUUGCGGUCGCUGCUUAAAGGUGAAUUAAUUAAUUUAAUUUGUUUCAUCGUCAUUGCUAGCUAGCAUCGUUAAUUAAGUAUGUAAAUUAACUCAAAUAACUAGAACAUUUUAUUGGGUAUCGUACGUAGGUAACAAAUCUUGGAGUUGGAGAACUUCAUCGUCAAGUGAGAGUUCGUAUUAUUCACGAACAUAGCAAAGAGACGACUCGUAUUGGAUCUCAAUAGCUUCAAGCAGCUUGUCGGCGAUGGACAUGGAAUUACUAAGGACAUGCUUUUGGUCAAGUAUCAAUUCGAAAGCUGUUGAAGUUUUAUACAUGUCCGUAUAUAUAUCCAUCAGAAAUAUACAACUACCCACAAAAUAAAGAUCAAUAGUUAUUUAACAUAUAAAAUUUACCGUUUGCCUUGUCUGGAUAUACUAUAUAUCAAUAGAUACAUGAAUGCCUUAUGAUAAAAUCAUCAAUAGUUUUAUACGUGUAAUGAUCAAUGAAAAAGACACGCGUUUAUAUAUAUAAGAUAUAAUAUAAGUGACCAAUAUAUUUUGCCUUGUUCGUAUUUCUCUUUCAAUUAUUAUUUAUUGUUCACCUGCACGUCAAUGUACGUGUGUACAAUUCGACCAAAAAAAAAAUGUACGUGUGUACAACUAGCUGUACAUGUCACAAAGGUUGGCCCUUUAGUCAUUUAUAGGAAUCGGGCCCAAACACUGUUAACUAAGGUUUGGGUUAAAAUAUAAAAGUAUAACAGAUAGAUUGAGAUUGAUAGGAAAGUGAUCUAAUGAUUUUUUUAGAGGGAUAAAGAUGGAAACUAAUUAAGAGUUUGGAAAGAGAGUUGACUAGAUUGUGUGGGAAGGGGGCUAGCACGAAGUUAUAAACGGUUGUUAUAAUAUUUUCAAAUUUCCUACAAAAAUUUAACGAAACCUAUCUUAUUAAUUUUUCAUUAGAUUUCAAAAACAUUUGCACAGGAAAAUUAUAAUUUUUUUGUGAUCUACACGAUGUUAUUCAUUUUAAUAUUUUUAAGAUAAAUUUUUUUUACGUUGUUUUACCAGUGGCAUAUCACGGUAUUAUCACUGGGACUAGUAUGAUAUUAUAGUUCUAUAAUGUUGAUAUGAUAGUCCUGAUAUUUUUUGUUGAUAAUUAAUAUGGACCAUUAGAUGUUAUUAAAAUUGAUGGAUUAAGAUUGACUUUUGUAGUGGUUUUGUAUUUAUAGAUUUUUUUUACCUUAUUCUUUCCCUUAACCAAUCUAUUUUAGUUUUGAAAUAAUGUAUAUAAUUUAAUAACAAAGUUUCAAAUAUUGCAUUCUCGUUCUAAAAAAAUACACUUCCUUAGAAAUAUUUGGACUAAACUCUCUUUGGAGAAAACUUCAUUUCUUCUUCUUAUUAUUAUUAUUAUUGGCGGUGGUGACUGGUGGUGAACAAACUUUAGUCCUUUACCCAAAGUGAACCUGCCUCACUAAGGAGUCAGAUGUGUUGGUCAAUCGAGAUUACAACGGGCUUGACGAGCCUGCAUCAAGAGCCCAGUCGCAAGCCCAUCAUUGUUGGCCUGCUACUUUGAAUUCAAGGUUGUUCUGGUACCAAUUUCCCCCACUCGCAAACUCAGAGAAGGCUCCCUAGUUUCAGAUAUAAUGCCAAUAUUAUGUUUGUUUUUUUCAAGGCAAGCCCAAAAGCAAUGGGACAAAAACUCGACACAAUUACAAAACUGACUCAAAAUAAAUACGUUAGUCCGUAUGCAACCAGACUACGAUGAAAGAGCAUGUUAAGCCACUACUUGGGCCGCUCUGAAGAAGCUUCGAGGAGCAAAGACACGACACCGACGGGGAAAUAAAACAAAAACACAAACCCAACAUCUCCACAAUAGUUCCGCCAGCGAGUAUAAUUUCCUUCAACGGAGUAUGCCGGAUGAUCGGUAUCGAGUUGCAACAAAAAUCCACAACAAAGAAAAUAAAGUUAUUGACUUAGGGAUCGUUUGCUUGUUGGAUUUGAAAAAUGAGGGUUUUGGCCAAUAAAAACCUUGGGAUUUA